CACCAAAAAAUCUUCUGUUAUUAGUCCCUUUUAAAUUAUCUAGUUUUGUCCAUAGAUGUGUAAGAAACAGUUGUUUAAUUGAAAAAUAAUUGAAUGUGAUGAAAUGUGUUGUUGGAGAUAUAAUGGAAAGUAUAUUUUCUCUGAUAUUUAUAUUUGUGAAAGUGUAUCAGUUAGUGGUUGACAUUGUUGUUCAGACAAUAAUUAUGGUCAUUGUAAUUAUCAUUCUGCAUAUGUAAAUGCUCAGAUUGAUUUGGAGAGAGUAAAUAUAUCUGUGUAAAAGCCUGUUAAUCAUUAUUUACUUCUGUACAAUAAUUGUUUUCUUGGUAUAUUUCAUUUGAAUGUUUAACUUUUUUUGUUUGAAGUUCUUGGAAUUGAUUUCCUACAAUAUUGUUGUCCAGCCAAUAAUUAUGCUUGUUGAAAAUAGACAUAGUUAUUUACCAGUAUGCUUGCUGAAUGUAGACAAUUAUUAAGUGUGAAAAUAAUGCAUAAGAUCUGGUAGAGUCUAUAUAAUUUUUAUGAUUUUUUUUUCUUCAGAAAAAUCAAUUGAAAUCAAGUGAAAAUAUGCUUGGAAUUUCACUUAAACAUAUUUAGAACUGGUAUAGUUGUAUACAGUAUAGUCCAGUAGGACUAGCUCAAGUUAUUGCAUAAACUUGCAUAAGUAACUUAAUUAAAAAUGUUAAAAUAUAUUUAAAUGUACAAAAAGAAACAUGUAAAAUUUGUGGUAGUCCAAAUAUGCAAAAGUAAAUAUAAUUCUAGGACUUUAAAUAGGAAAAUGUAAUUAUGCCAAAAUAGUACCGUUCAGCCUGUUGAGACGACAGCGAUAAAAAAGCAGACGACUGGGCCGUUUAAUGAUAAAAAAUCAGUGUAGUUUACACGCUUUUCGGAAUGAAAAUCAAAAAGCGCCCGCUAUUCAUAACAUUUAAACCAGUCUAAAUAUUCAGCCAUUGAGGCGCUUGUAAAGCGUUUUACAAGAGGCGCUUGUCAAGCGUUGUACAACAUAGAUUUCAAAAUGGCGGCGCCCGCUAACUAAGGAUUUUUUCGCAGCUCAUUAGGUUUGGGAUAUAUAUUUUUUUGAAUUUUUCAUUAACUUUUAAUUUGAUUUCUUUUGAAUUGAUACGCGUCAUACAUGUUAUCUAAGAGCGCUACAGCCCUCGCGGGGCCUUCGGCCCCGCUCGGACUUUCCGCGUAUUAUCAAUAUCCUCAGAUAUUCAGUUCUCGAUAUAAUGGAAUUCCCGAUAGAGUAAAUAAUCGCGUGUUUUUUUCACGAGUUUGACGUCAUUUGACAAGGAAACCUCCAAGUCAACACUGUGUAUUCAGCUGCUUCAAUAAAAACUGUUUUCACGGUAAAAAUGUUCAGGAUAAAGCUUACUCAACCUGCAGAUAGGUCAAGACUACGGCUAUGGUCACCAACUGCUAUGACAUCAGCUUAUAAAAUGGUGAAAGAUGAAGGAAUUCCAGUAUAUAGAGCUGCAAAGCUAAAUGGAGUUCCUCUUACUACUUUGAGAGACCGGGUUGAUAAUAGAAUAUCAAUUGAUUGUGUCAAAUCAGGACCCUGCCCUGUGCUUUCUUUAGAUGAAGAAGCUAAAUUGUGUGAACACUUAAAAGAUCUUGCUUCUGUUGGAUAUGGUUACACGAGGGCUGAAGUAUCAAUUUAG
Messenger RNA from Ruditapes philippinarum (Manila clam), 1655 nucleotides. RefSeq lists its product as uncharacterized. Bases 1350 to 1655 code for a protein of 101 amino acids. The record is from RefSeq and is a predicted model, not a curated record. NCBI's taxonomy places the organism in Eukaryota, Metazoa, Mollusca, Bivalvia, Venerida, Veneridae. The transcript has 2 exons.